CCGGGAAUCGAACUGUGACCUCCAGGUUCACGGGUCGAUGCUCAGCCACUGAGCCACCCGGUUGGGCUGUGGCUCCAUUUUCUAGUGGCUCUGUCCAUAUGGUUCACACGCACUCACUCUUGUCCUUGGGGAUGUCAUCUGAGUGCCGGGGCUUAUAGAUUCGCGUCCCGCCGUCUGUCGCGAACGCAGGCGGAAGUCACUGCAAAUGCAGCAGGUCUGUCUGUCCAUGCCCUGGGGGUCAUGUGCCUGAGGCUGCCCCAGUCACCUGAGGCUGCAGGCUGCCAGGGCCGCUCCCACCCACCUGCAUUCAUGCCCAGGGGGACCUGCCUCCCUGCUGUCCUGCAGUCACCCGUCAGGUGUCCUGCCCUCCCAGGAGCCUGUGACCGUGGCCUGUGGCCUGCGGGCCACGGUGCUUUGUCCUGUAAUCGCGAGCUAGGCAGCCCUUCUGGUCAGUCCAGGAGCAGCGGCCCUGGAACCUUCUGGAAAAGCCCGAGUUUCUCGGACACAGGAGCCGUCCACGUCUGCAGGGACGGGACAGGGUUCGGAACGGCUCCCAGGACCCGCGGGCGCAGAGGCCCGGCCGUGGCCCCUCCCGAGCUGCCCGUGGAGGGGGUUGGGGAGCGCUGGCCAAGCGGGGCCCCUGCCCACGCUCUGUCCUCUCCCCUCCAGCUCGCCGCCAACGCCCUGCUCUUCCUGGGCGUGAACAUGUAUGGGGUGUGCGUGAGGGUCCUGGCGGAGCGCGCCCAGCGCAGGGCUUUCCUGCGGGCGCGCACCUGCAUCGAGGACCGGCUGCGGCUGGAGGACGAGAACGAGAAGCAGGAGCGGCUGCUCAUGAGCCUCCUGCCCCGGAACGUUGCCAUGGAGAUGAAGGAGGACUUCCUGAAGCCCCCCGAGAGGAUCUUCCACAAGAUUUACAUCCAGCGGCAUGACAACGUGAGCAUCCUCUUCGCCGACAUCGUGGGCUUCACGGGGCUGGCGUCGCAGUGCACGGCCCAGGAGCUGGUCAAGCUGCUCAACGAGCUCUUUGGCAAGUUCGACGAGCUGGCCACGGAGAACCACUGCCGGCGCAUCAAGAUCCUGGGGGACUGCUACUACUGCGUGUCGGGCCUCACCCAGCCCAAGGCCGACCACGCCCACUGCUGCGUGGAGAUGGGCCUGGACAUGAUCGACACCAUCACCACGCUGGCCCGAGUGACCAGGCGCCUCUGUCCUAGGAGCGUGGCCGUCCUGCUGCUGCUGGUGUUCUGCGUCUGCUUCCUGGUGGCCUGUGUCCUGUACCUGCAUGUCACCCGGGUCCAGGUGCGUGUCCUGUCUCUGUGCCUCACCUGGUCCAGGUGCGUGUGUGUACGUGUCCUGUCUCUNNNNUACGCGGUGGCCCAAGGCUGUGUGGUGGGCUGCCUGCCCUGGGCCUGGAGCUCCGGUCCCAACGGGUCCCUGGUGGUGCUGCCGCCCGGCGGCCUGGAAGCCGUGCUGCCCGCCCCGCCCUGCGAGUCCGCGCCCCAGGCCCUGCUCUGCGGCCUGGUGGGCACCCUCCCGCUCGCCCUCUUCCUGCGGGUCUCCUCUUUGCCCAAAGUGGUCCUGCUGUGCGUGCUCAGCGCGUCCUACAUCCUGGUCCUGGAGCUCAGCGCCUCCACCCGGGCUGUGGGGGGCACCACCUCCGGGCGCAGCUUCGAGCCCGUCCUGGCCGUCCUGCUGUUCUCCUGCACGCUGGCCCUGCACGCCCGGCAGGUGGACGUCAAGCUGCGGCUGGACUACCUCUGGGCCUCGCAGGCAAGAUGGGCCCUUCCUGCUCCCGGGGGGUGGGGGGGCGCGGAGGAGCCCCUUGGGAGCGGGCGUCAGGUGGGCGGUCCUGGCUGGAUGAGGGGAGGCAGCACAGCAGGCCGCCGCCUCACAUCAGCAACGCGGCCGGGCAGCGGGGACGUCACCACGGCCGCAGCUCACCUUCUCGCGAGGAGUUUCCCCAUCCGAGCGCCCGCGUGGCCGCCCUGGAGCACCGAGGAGGAGGACCAGGUGGCGGGACACAGCCUGCACUGCCUGACGGUGGACCUGACGCCGGGACGACUCCCAGGAGCCAGCAGGCUCUGCACUGGCUGUGAGCUGGCCAAUGGGGGGACCCGGCCCCCUCAAGCCCCUUCCACAGCAGGGCCCCGGCCGCCCACUGACCCGACCUCCGACCCCCAGGACCUGUACUACCAGUCGUACGCCCAGGUGGGCGUCAUGUUCGCGUCCAUCCCCAACUUCAACGACUUCUACAUCGAGCUGGACGGCAACAACAUGGGGGUGGAGUGCCUGCGGCUGCUCAAUGAGAUCAUCGCCGACUUCGACGAGGUGAGGUGCCCGCGGCCGGGGCGUCACUCACAGAGACCCACACCCGGAGGGAAAUGGGGGACGCGCCAGGCGGACGCCUGUUACGGUUGGCGGUCAGCGCCCGCAGACCCCCGACUGACCUCGGCGCCUCUGUCUCAGGCCCCUGCCUGCACAGUGGGGGUGCUGAGCACCCCCAGGGGCUGCAGGGGCUGCAAAUCCCUGAAGAAGAUGAGCCAUUCCCGGGCCACGGAACGGCCCCGCGCGGAGGCUGCCUGGUGGAUGUGGGUCCCCGAUCCCACUGGGGCUACAGGCUGGUCCCGCCCCCGGCAGCUGGCCGGCGGGUGCCCCUGCCCCUCUGCCCUUGUUUCCCCUGAAUGUGACGCCCGUGUCGUCCACGUGCAGGCUAAGAGGUGCGUCUCCGCCCACCUGGGCGCGCUGGCCGACUUCGCCCUUGAGAUGUUCCAUGUGCUGGACGAGAUCAACUACCAGUCCUACAAUGACUUCGUGCUCCGCGUGGGCAUCAACGUGGGGCCGGUGGUGGCCGGUGUGAUCGGGGCGCGCCGCCCGCAGUACGACAUCUGGGGCAACACCGUCAAUGUGGCCAGUCGGAUGGACAGCACGGGCGUCCCGGGCAGGAUCCAGGACCCCUGCCAGCGAGAACUCUACGAUGCGCUGGCCAAGCUGGCCCAGGAGCGGACGAGGUGCAUGGUGUCCCUGCAUGGAGAGACAGGGGUCUGCUGGUGCGUGUACCCCUGGAACGGGCAGAGGAUCGCGGGGUCCAAGGAUGUCAUCGGGGACCCCAACUGCGAUCAGAGUCCGGCCGUUGGGCGAGAAGGCCCCUCUCCAGGCAGCUGCCGCCGGAGGAGCGAGUCUGAGGACAUGCCCACCCCGGGCACAAGCGUCCACCUGCUGGUAGAGGCCCGGAAGGCGGUGCCUGGCACCUACGUGGCCGGGACCCAGUGA
This is a messenger RNA of Myotis davidii, 3270 nucleotides long. RefSeq names its product adenylate cyclase 1 (brain) (gene ADCY1). Gene Ontology annotation, molecular function: adenylate cyclase activity. Gene Ontology annotation, biological process: adenylate cyclase-activating G protein-coupled receptor signaling pathway; cAMP biosynthetic process; intracellular signal transduction. The coding region runs from base 241 to 3270 and encodes 1009 amino acids. NCBI's taxonomy places the organism in Eukaryota, Metazoa, Chordata, Mammalia, Chiroptera, Vespertilionidae. The transcript is spliced from 15 exons. The record is from RefSeq and is a predicted model, not a curated record.